Molecule: messenger RNA, 663 nt
Organism: Trichomonas vaginalis G3
Lineage: Eukaryota; Parabasalia; Trichomonadida; Trichomonadidae
Product: MULE transposase domain-containing protein
Exons: 1
Coding region: 1-663 (220 amino acids)
Source: RefSeq, a predicted model, not a curated record
AUGGACUGUGCUCCACAGAUAGCUCAAGCAAUAGAAGAAAGCAUUCCACAAGCUCAAAUACUUUGGUGCGGAGUACAUGUUCUUCGUGCAAUUCUUCGCAAAUCAAAUAAGUUUUCUUCUCAAGAAAAAUUUGAACAAUUCUAUAAUUUGAUGAAGGAUUUAGUCUUCAAAUUAGAUGCAGAACAUGAGGAAGAAGCAAAUGCUGCCUAUGAUCAAGUUCUGGAGUUGCUCGACACAGAUCCAACAGCAUCUCAAUACUUUAACAGACAAUGGCGUUACAACAUAUCAAGAUGGAUUGCUCGUGACAGGCGUGAAGGCGACGCAACUAACAAUAUUGCCGAAGCUCAUUUUAGAACACUCAAACAUGACUAUUUUCCUGAUCGAAAAAAUCUCAGAAUUGAUGAUGUUAUUAUAGAAAUUUAUACAAAAGUGAUACCAUCUUUCGUUAUCAAACUCAAAAUUGAUCAAAAUCCAGCAGAUGACCGUGUCAUUAGGAUCAUGGAAAAAGCAACUAACGCAGAAAUUGAUGUAAAAAGACAAAGAAAAAUCGAGAGUAUUUCAAUGCUCAAUAGAUUGCUCAAUGCUGUUAGUGAUGACUCAAUAGAUCCCAGUAAAAUAUAUCCUACCUUGAAAGUAUUAUUACAAAGAACUCAUUUUAUUUAA